CACCCCCCCUCCGGCCCCUAGGCUGCAGAGGCCGCGGAGGCUGCUGCGGAGGAGGCGGCGGGUGGUGGUGACAGCGGCGCGGAGGGCUCGGGUGACGAGCUGCUGCUGGGCGCUGAGCUGCUGGCGGAUGGGCAGGAUGACACGGAUGAGGACCAGGGCCUGUACGACGGGAGCGGCGGUGUGCCGCGGCCCCGCAGCCCCUCCCUGCUGCCCCGCCCGCGCAGCCCCUCCGUGCCGCUGAGCCCUCGCCGCAUGCCAUCCUUUGGUGCCGUAUCCGGCACAGCCCCCGGCGGCGUGACAGCAGGCAACGCCUCUCGCGGAAGCGCUUCCGUCUCCAUGAUGGUUGCGGGAGGCAUGGGCAGCGGCAUGGGCACUGUUUCAGGCUCGCCUUCGAGCCGGGCGCUGCUGGCAUCUUAUGGCUCGCCGCGUUUGCCUUCGUCAUCGGAGCUUCAAAACAGCUUGAACCAGGGCUAGCCAAUUCGAAGACCACAGCUAGAUGUAUGUACUGAUUAUCAUAGCUAUGUGUAUGUGAAUUGUUGCUGGUGAAAUUGCUGGCAUGCAGGUAGCCGGGGCGUGGUAGCUCCUGUAGACCUCUAUGCGUACUGCGCAGGUAGCUUUACUUGCUGGCAAUAGUUAUUUUACAAUGCGUUAUGCAAGGCUUCUAUUAAAGCACUUUAGGGGUAGUUUUGGUGGGAAAGGCUGGUCAUGCGACAUGGAAAGCAGCAGCGUAUCAGGGCUGCGCUGGCGCAAUGCGAGCUGGACAAAUUGUCAUUCUCUUGUACGUCUUGCAAAGGUUACAAACCCGCUGAAGCAGCGAUGCACCGUGAUCAUGAGUCACUACGCAUUGUGCCGUAACUAGCUACUGCCGUACGCCCUUUCGGUGUUUGAAUGUCAUGGUUCAUGGAUUCGUCGCGUUGUACCCCGAGAAAACACAAUAGAAUAGGCGUGAGCAUUCAAUACGUCAAUGGCUCAAUUAGUACAAUGGAGCCGACACCGCUUGUCGGGGAGCUUUGCUUGCACCUUACUUAUAGGCAUGGUGGCGAUGCUUCCUCUCAGCCAUUGUUGUUGGCGGCCACUAGCUGAGGGCCAAGAAAAGCUUAGAGAUGCUGCAUUAAGGAAGGCCUACUCGUCGGACCCCUUUGGCUGCACGCCCGAGAAAGCAGCAUCACAGGCGAAUAAGCUUGUUUCGGGAAUCAAACAAAGAACGUAUCAUUCUGCAUGCGCUGAUCAUUGGUGGCUCAGGCACUUAGCCGAGUUAAACUUGAAGGUGCCACGACACACGACGGUUGUGGACGUUGGUUGCAACAAGGGUUACUUUUCAGCCACGGCUCUGAAUUACCUAGCACCUGCACAUGGCGAUCAGCUGCAGAAGUUUUACAACUCGCAUUUAAAGCAAAAGGUAUACAGCCGUCCUUGCGGAGGAUGCAACGAGUGCAAGCAGGCGCCAGCGAAGUUUCCCAAUCAUGGCCAGCAAACCGUCGACGUGUUCUGCUACGAGCCAUCCAAUAUCCACUUAAAGAGCCUUACCACCGCCCGGGACAGUGUAUAUGGCCCGCCGGACACGGCCAUCAGCACGGAGGCAGCUAAGGAUCGAACCCAUGUCCGCUUUCACAUUCGCCAGGCAGCAGUCUCGAAUCGGACCGGAGUAGCCCAGUUUCCUGUGGAAUGCAACACCAAUUAUUGCAGCCUUGAUAGCAAAUCUGAGGGCGCCCUGCAGUCCGUCAACGUCACGACCAUCGACACAGAGAUGGCAUCCUUGGGUUUACCCUACAUCGACGUUUUGAAAAUUGACACCGAGGGCUUUGACCCAGCCGUGCUCGCAGGCGCCUAUGCUGCGCUUCGAAACCACCGAAUCGGCAUCCUCUCCUUCGAAUACCACCACCUCUGGUCUCGGUCAGGCGGCACCCUGAAGCAGUGCAGCAGGUACCUUCAAGAGCUCGGCUACAUCUGUUUCUACGACGGCCCCGUUCUCGCCAAGAUUACGGGCAGUUGCUGGGACAACCGUUACGAGUUGAAGCGGUGGUCAAACAUCGUGUGUGUCCUUCAGGGCUCCGAAAUGGAGGUGGUCAUGACCUCAGGCAGUUUCAUAGGGAGAGAGCUUGGGCUCGAACUUGCAAACAUGCACCACUGAUAACGUGCCGGGGGCCAGCUGGUAACAGGAACUAGGUCAUGUAGGCCAUGUGCCGCGCCAAAGUUCCUGUUGUGUUUUUUUUAUUGUAUGAGUACUCGACACUCCUCGUGGCGUCUUGGAACCUGACCCCCCGUGCCAAUGCCGUGGGGUUUGCUGGGGCCGUUGCUGAUUGAGAGCCGGAUCCUGGGAUUGGAACCGGAUUGGGUAGUCGGACAGUCAGUUAGGGAUUUGGCCGUACUGGAGGAUUGGUCAGGCAUAACUUCCAUUGAGUGCGUUGAGGCACAUUAACAACCGGGCGUUGGGGUACUUUCCUGCCCGUUAUUUUGUUUGGUUAGGGCUACCGGUACCUCGGUCGCACUCUAGACGGUCUAACCGCCUGCCCACAUCCAAUUGCUAUCAAGCAUGCCCUAUGGCAUGUGCCAUUACGAGGGCAAUGGCAGUUUGUGUUUUGGGUAUGUAGGUGGUGAAAAAAUGUGAAGUGAAGCAACUGGAGAUUUUGGGUGGUGGAUUAGAUGAACUGAGCCGCGGGGUUGUUGGAGGGGUCUCCCGUGUCUGGCGGAGGAGGUCGGUAGGCGUGGAAGGCUGUUGUGGUUUAGGAUGCGAUCGACGUGCACACGACAUCUCCGGGUGACAUCGACGACAUACACA
Molecule: messenger RNA, 2779 nt
Organism: Astrephomene gubernaculifera
Lineage: Eukaryota; Viridiplantae; Chlorophyta; Chlorophyceae; Chlamydomonadales; Astrephomenaceae
Source: the annotation of a GenBank genome assembly